UCGACGUGAGAGCGGCAAAGCAAGAUGGUGCCGUCGUUUGGCCAGCUGAGCAGGAGCUGGAGUGGGCGAGUGGGCAUUGUGGUUGGUGCUGGUGUCUUGGGAUUGGGCGUGGGUGCGUUUGCGGCGGCAGCGGUGGGCUUGGUGAAGGCGGUCGUGUCGCGGCCAGUGCUGGUGAGCAAGGCUAUGGAGAUGGGCGCCAAGCGAGUGGUGGUUGUGCCAGCAUCGACAAAGGGGGACGAUGGCCAAGUGCGGGAGGUGGAGGAGGGAGGCAGCGAUGGCGAUGUCAAGAUCCUUGGCGUGCUCUUUGAUAUGGACGGUACGCUGGUGGAGACGUUUGGCAUCUGGGCGACGCUGCUGGAUGCGUGCGCGAAGGAGAUGGGCUACAAGGACGGCGUCGACCGCGAGGCCUACCGCGGCGUGUUUGGCCAGCCGAUGGAGAAGAACGUCGAGGUGUUUAUGCCGGGGGCCGAUGUCUCCGCCGUGACCGCCUACUGCAAUGCGCACUACGGCGAGUACCUCGACCAGCUUCAGGUGCUGGAUGGGGCGUUGGAGGCGGUCGACGCCGCAGUGGCGCUGUUUGGCUCGCGGGUCGGGCUCGUCACCAACUGCCCGGCAGCUAUUACCCAGCUCAUCCUGCAGGCAGCCAAGCUCGAGUCGACGUUCAGUGUGGUGGCGUGCUCGGGCGCCGAGGCUGUGCCGGCGACUCAAAUGCUGAGCCCGCGCGCGAGUGGAGCGCGCAAGCUCCGUGGUAAGCCGCACACCGACAUGCUCGACUAUGCCGCGGCGCAGCUCGGGCUGGACACUUCCGAGUGUCUGAUGGUCGGCGAUACGCGGUACGACAUGCUCGCCGGCGAGGCCGCAGGGUGCGUGACGGUCGCAGUCGAGCCGUCGCCACUGGCGCACGUCCAGCUCGCAGGCAUCGAAGAGUUUGGCGCCUGGCUCCGGCAUCGGCCGCGCACCGCUGGCGAGUAGAGGUUAGUCAAAGUGGACAAACUUGCGGCAAGAGAGCGGAAAGAUGGUGAGGACGGUGACGCCAAAGAGGCCGACGACUUCGGCCACCAGGAGGCCGACGAGCGGCGACCAGAGCUGCGGAGUGGUAAGGGUAAAGUGGGGACGGGCCGAGGCGUAGACUAGGGCGCCGAGGACAUAGACCAGGAUGCAGGUGAGGAGGGCCC
Thecamonas trahens ATCC 50062 is the source of this 1175-nucleotide messenger RNA. RefSeq names its product phosphoglycolate phosphatase. The transcript has a single exon. Gene Ontology annotation, biological process: dephosphorylation; DNA repair. Gene Ontology annotation, molecular function: phosphoglycolate phosphatase activity. The record is from RefSeq and is a predicted model, not a curated record. Lineage: Eukaryota; Apusomonadida; Apusomonadidae. Gene Ontology annotation, cellular component: cytosol. Bases 25 to 972 code for a protein of 315 amino acids.